AUGGAGGCACUGGGGCGUGGUACGCCGCACAGAGGCAAUGCCCGGCAGCCUGCUGCCGCCCGCUCGCCUAUGCGCAGCGGGGGCUGCCGCAUGGCGCCGACGCUGAUCCGAAGCCGCCUGGCCAAUGGCACUGCCAGCCCAGUCCUGGGCCAGGUCAUGAGGAGCGCCCCGCAGCGGCCCGGAGGCCCCAGCCCCCCGCCUCGCGCCAAUGGUAACGUCUACGCCAACGGCGCCCAUGUGCACAGCACGGUCGCCGGCAAGCGAUCGCGCCGUGGAGAAGCACAAGGCACUGUGGUCACAUCAGGGCAGCCGGGGGCGCUGAUGUCAGUGCCCACGCCCAUCCGCAGCACCAGCGCGCCACAUCUGCCAGGCGACCCAGCGAAGGCUGUGGAGCAGGCGCCAGGACAGAGUCAAGAGGGCCAGGGCAUCAUGAACCACUUGCCCUGGCUGGCAGCGAAACGGACCACGCUACUACAGCUCAUGGCGGAGUGGUCACAGAGCCAAGGAGAGUGCUGGACGAUCUCACGGGUCAGCUGA
This is a messenger RNA of Effrenium voratum, 537 nucleotides long. The record is from the annotation of a GenBank genome assembly. NCBI's taxonomy places the organism in Eukaryota, Dinophyceae, Suessiales, Symbiodiniaceae.